Messenger RNA from Cariama cristata (Red-legged seriema), 996 nucleotides. RefSeq names its product alpha/beta hydrolase domain-containing protein 17A. The transcript is spliced from 4 exons. Gene Ontology annotation, biological process: protein depalmitoylation. The annotation marks the transcript as partial. Gene Ontology annotation, cellular component: endosome membrane; plasma membrane. Lineage: Eukaryota; Metazoa; Chordata; Aves; Cariamiformes; Cariamidae. The record is from RefSeq and is a predicted model, not a curated record. Gene Ontology annotation, molecular function: palmitoyl-(protein) hydrolase activity.
CCAGAGCCCGUGGGCAGCACCAGCACUGGUUCUCUGCGAGGUGGUGCCGCGGGGAGGUGGAAACUGCACUUGAAGGACCGGGCAGAUUUCCAGUAUUCCCAACGGGAACUGGACAACAUCGAAGUGUUCGUCACCAAAAGCAGCAGAGGGAACCGCGUUGGCUGCAUGUAUGUCCGCUGCGUGCCAGGUGCCAGGUACACGGUGCUUUUCUCGCAUGGCAACGCCGUGGACCUGGGGCAGAUGAGCAGCUUCUACAUUGGGCUGGGCACCCGCAUCAACUGCAACAUCUUCUCCUACGACUACUCGGGCUACGGCGUGAGCACGGGCAAACCCUCGGAGAGGAAUCUCUACUCCGACAUCGAUGCUGCAUGGCAGGCGCUGCGGACGCGGUAUGGGAUCAGCCCGGAGAACAUUAUUUUAUAUGGACAAAGCAUCGGCACGGUGCCCACGGUUGAUCUGGCCUCCCGCUACGAGUGCGCUGCCAUCGUGCUCCACUCCCCACUCACCUCUGGCAUGAGAGUCGCCUUCCCCGAGACCAAGAAGACUUACUGGUUCGAUGCCUUCCCCAACAUCGAGAAGAUCUCCAAAAUCACCUCUCCUGUCCUCAUCAUCCACGGCACGGAGGACGAAGUCAUCGACUUCUCCCACGGCCUGGCACUCUUUGAACGCUGCCCCAAGGCUGUGGAGCCGCUGUGGGUGGACGGGGCCGGGCACAAUGACAUUGAACUCUACAGCCAGUACCUCGAGCGCCUUCGGAAAUUCAUCUCCCAGGAGCUGGCCAGCCAACGCAACUAGCUGUGGGGCAGGGGGACGGGCAGGGGAUUUCUACCUGUUUCUCCAGUUCUCCCAGUGUCCCUCCCCAGUCCUUGCUGCUGGAGGUGCAAUGAGCUUGUACAACCUCAGCUCCAGGCUCGGGAGAGGGCAGGAGGCCCUGGAGUGGGACGGUGCGUUUCCUCUUGGACACGAACACAACUCUCCUCCCUCCCGGUGUCAGCC